Molecule: messenger RNA, 1152 nt
Organism: Brenthis ino (lesser marbled fritillary)
Lineage: Eukaryota; Metazoa; Arthropoda; Insecta; Lepidoptera; Nymphalidae
Source: the annotation of a GenBank genome assembly
AUGGAAACCUCAAUAAAAGAUCGUCUAAAGCAAGUUAGCACAAACUUAAAACGAAAGGCUGAUGACAAAAUUGAUCGAUUAAACAUGACAGGAUCUGGGUAUUGCGAGCACAACGAAUCACAACAAUUAGUAAAAGUAGAUGAAACAUAUAAAAGUUCUUCAAAUUCAAGUAGUGAGGAUAUUAUUCCAACUGGCACUGAAAUAUAUCCCUUUCCUAUAGUUUCUAAUAAAACAAUGUCGGAUAUAGGAAGAUACGAGGACUGGUUUGGUAGCGAAGUUGUAGUACCACGUGACACAGAUCGCAUUUUAGAGCAAAUAGUACUAAUGCUAUUACGAAUAGGUGUUUUCUUAGGAAAGGAAAGUACUGAUGCUGCAAAAUUUUUAAGUUCAAGCUCACAGGCUUAUCUACCACGUGCACGUAAAGUUGAAUGUAUAUCCACUGAAAUGGCUGAAACUCCACCACUUGUUGCUAGUAGUAAAGGGAGAAUGGCAUCAUAUUUACGUGAUUAUCCACACAUUUUUAUGAAGAAACCAUCAGGAUUGCUAGGCACACUGAGUUCUCCAGUAAGACUUCACGAUAAUAAUAGUAUAGUUGAAAAGAGUCAAAGUAUCCAUUCAUUAGAGACAACAGAAAUUUCAAUAGACUCAGUUUCCUCUAUGUGUGAAAAUAAGGAUUUCUUACCUACAAAUGAAAUCGAGUCACCUAGCAAAACUCUUACAGACACACAUGAGGAUAUAAACAAAUAUGUGAUAGAUAAUCAAAUAGAAAAUAUUAGUCAUACAUUAGAAGCAAAAGAAACACUAGAGUCUGUUUCCUUUAUGUGCGAAAAUGAUAAAAUCUUAAGAACAACAAAUGAAAUGAAAUCACCUAGUAAACAUUUGAUAAAUACACAAGAGGAUGUAAAUAAGCAUGUGACAGAGAAUCAAGCAGAAAGUAAUAUUAGUCAGACAAGCAAAGAAACAAAAUCUUUAAAUGCUACAUCAUCUGAGAGCAUUGAAAGUGUAAUUAAUAGAAUGAAAAUUCGUGCAGCUUGUAUGGACAUGCCUUCGUCAACUUUAAAUAAUAGAAACAGCACUUGUUCAGUAAAUACUGAGAGUUCUAAAAACUCCAAUAAUAGUAAACCAACCAAAUCCAAAGCACAUAAAUAUAAA